UCACUAGCAAUGUUUAGAUUUUGUCUUCCACAUGAUUUUGAUUUUCAGAUUUGUGUUAGCCUCUCUCUCUUUUUUUCUUUUCCUUGAUAAGUUACCUGAUGAUCCUUUCAUUGAUUCUUAUUGAACCUCCUUAACACAAACUAGACUUCAUUACCCAAACUUACAUUGCAUUACCUUUACCAGUAAAUUCAGUGCACAAAGAUAAAAUUAAUGCUAUUUGCUGAUUAUUUUACCAGGGAUGGAGAGGUUUGAAAGUUCUUAGUUCAUUGGAAAGAUCAUCCUGAUUAUGAUUCUACUUGGAAUCUGUUAGGCUGUUAGCGAUUUUCAGAUUUGAUUUUUAGAUUUUAUCUUCCACAUGAUUUUGAUUUUCAGUUUCAGAUUUGUGUUAGGCUAUUAGCAAUGUUAAGUUCCUAUGUUAGGUUGUUAGCUUUGAUUUUCAGAUUUGUGUUAGGCUGUUAGCAAUGAUUUUCAGAUUUGAUUUUCAGAUUUUGUCUUCCACAUGAUUUUCAGAUUUGAUUUUGACUUCCACAUGAUUUUCAGAUUUGAUUUUGUUCAGUUUAAGUGAUGUCUGGAACGGGGAGUACGGAAGCAUCGUCCGCUACCGUCUCAAUUCUUAAAAGGAAGUCAAAUGAUGUGGGGUGGGAGUAUGGGAUGCUAAUUGAUCCCAAGAAUAUGGACAAAGUCAAAUGCAAGUUAUGCAGUAAGGUGAUGUCUGGCGGUGUUUACCGAGUUAAAGAACACAUUGGCCACAUUUCUGGAAAUGUGUCUGCAUGUCCAAAAGCUUCUCCAGAUGAUAGAGCCAAAUGCAAGAAUGCAAUUGAGGAGGCAAGGAAUAAAAAGAAGAAUAAGAAAAAGGAAGAAGAUCUGAUGAGAUCAACAGUCAAUAUUUCUGAAAAGGGGGAAGGGAAUGGUGAUGAUGAAUCGCAAGAAUUAGGGAGUAAUAACCCACCUCGCACACUUGGCCCUAUGGAUAAAUUUGCAAGUUCUAUCAGCCCUGAAGCUGGUUCAAGUGUAAAAAUGACACAAAGACAACAAAAUAUCAAUAAAGCACUCUUUAAAGAGAGGACACAGACAGUCCGUGAAUAUUGUGCUAGGUGGGUCUAUGAGCACGGUAUUCCUUUCAAUGCCAUUGAUAAUGACAGUUUCAAGUUGUUUGUUGAGGCAGUUGGUCAAUUUGGGCCAGGCUUCAAUCCUCCUAGUCAAUACCAAUUGAGGGAAACAUUGCUAAAGGGGGAAGUUGACAGGAUGAAAGGUUUGUUAAAGAAGCAUGAAGAAGAGUGGGCAAGAAAUGGGUGCUCCAUUAUGACAAAUGCUUGGAGUAAUAGAAAAAGAAGGAGCAUCAUGAACUUAUGUGUUAAUUCUAAUGCAGGUACUGCUUUCCUUUCUUCUAAAGAAUCUUCAGAGGAGGCACAUACAAGUGAACUCAUUUUUGAGUAUGUGGACAAAUGCAUUGAGCAAGUUGGGCCACAAAAUGUUGUCCAAGUGGUAACUGACAAUGCUGCCUGCCAACAAUAUGGGAGCGGCAAAGUUAUUAAAGGUGAAGAGACCCAAUAUCUUUUGGACAUCAUGUGCUACUCACACCAUCAAUUUAAUGCUUGAAAGCAUUGGAAAACUGCCAAGGUACAAAAAAGUCAUUGAUCAAGCCAAGAGUUUGACAAUCUUUAUUUAUGCACAUCAUAAGACCUUAUCCUUAAUGAGGUCAUUUACAAAGAAGAGGGAUAUAGUGAGACCGGGUGUCACUAGAUUUGCUUCUUCUUUCCUUACUCUACAAAGUUUAAUGGAGAAAAAGAGCCAAUUGAGAGCAAUGUUUACUAGCUCUGAGUGGGAGGAGUGCAAGUGGUCAAAGACUGUUAAAGGGAAAGCAGCCUAUGCAACUGUGUUAAGCAUUGCUUUCUGGAAUGGUGUGACUAUAUGUCUUAAGGUUUUUGCACCUUUGGUGAAGGUGCUUCGAAUUGUUGAUGCAGAUAAGAAGCCUUCUAUGGGCUUUUUAUAUGGAGAGAUUAAUCAGGCAAAAAAGGAUAUUAAGGAGGCUCUAAACAAUCUUGAAAAGAACUAUUUGCCUAUUAUGGAAAUUAUUGAUGCAAGAGUGAAAGAUAGGCUAGAUAGUCCAUUGCAUUUUGCGGCUUACCUUUUGAAUCCAUAUUAUUUGUUCAAAGAUAUAGAUAUGCAAUUUGAUAAUGAACUGAUGGAUGGGUUUUUUAAUGCUGUGGAGAUGUUUUUUUAUGGUGAUGAUCGCAUGCAAGGGCAUAUUUUAAAUGUUGAGUUGCCAAAAUAUACUUGCAAAGAGGAGUUUUUGGAAAGUCAUGGGCAAUUCAAGGGUGUGCAACAAAUGAUGAUAAUUAUAACCCAGUUAAAUGGUGGAUGACUUAUGGAAAUCAAACACCAAACUUGCAACGAAUGGCGAGAAGGAUCCUCUCGUUAACUAGUAGUUCAUCCGGUUGUGAAAGAAAUUGGAGUACUUUUGAAGGGGUUAGUGCAUAUUUUAAAGUGUUUUCAAUAUUUUAAUCAAUUAGUUAUCUAUCAUUUAUAUUGAAUUAUUGAUAUUGCUUUCAUUUUCUUUAUGUAGAUACAUACGAAAAAAAGAAAUAGACUAGAUGUUAAUCGAUUGAACAAUCUAGUCUUUGUCCAAUUUAAUGCAAAACUGAUGAACAAGCAAAAAAGGGAGAAGGAGAGGAAUGUUGAUGUGUUACUUGCUAGUGAUGCUAGUAAUGCACAAGGAUGGAUCGUUGAUGGAGAAGAUGAUGAAGAAAUUGAGCCUGGUAUGGGGCUCACUUGGGAAAUGGUUGGUGAAGCUUCUGGAGCAGACGACAUGCUUCAACCUCGAAGAAGUUCUAGGAUGAGAGAACUUCAUGAAGAUGAUUUUCAAUCAGAAGAAGAAGAUGAACAAGAGCAUCAUGAAUUUGAUUUUGAGUCUGAUGAAGAUCGUGUGCUAGAAGAAUAUGGAGAGGAAGAAGAAGAAAUCCACUAAGAUAACUAGAUAUUACUUAGAUUCUUCAUAUAUGUUUUAAUGUUUAUGUUGUAUUAUUGUUGUUUUUGUCAUCUUGACCUCAGUACUAAUCUACAACAGUUUGUUUUUAAAGUUUUUUAAUGUUUAAAUUCAUUAUUUCACUUAUUAUUCCAACUUUGGUUUACUUGAUAUCAAAUUGCAUCAAAAAAUUUAAAAAAAAAACACUAUUGUCCAAGUCGCUGCCUAGGCCCCGCCUAGGCGCCCUAGGCGCUAGGCCCCAGUCGGGCGCCUGACUAGCGUCUAGCGCCUUUUAGAACACUGAUCAUAUGUAAUUUAUGCACAUCUUGUCAUAUCUGUACAUAUAUUGUUGCAUCGGUAGUCAUGAUUUUUUCUUGACAUGAUAUUGUUGGUAUAUCGAUAUUUGUGUCGGGAUGGGAUGCCGUCCUGAUAAUGUAGCCGUAAUUCCCCAAGGGUAAUGAUGGAACAACGUUCGGGAGUAUCUCGAAAGCAGGUCGGGAUUAUUAUCGGGGGUUCCAUACUGAGCAAGAGGGCCAUGGAAGUUACAUUAGGGCAAAUGUUUGUUCAUGUAUUUGCAUCAUGCAUUCAUGUAUCUGUUUUUAAACCCUCACUAGAAGAUUCAUCUUCUAAUUGGGUUAUGUCCUUGGAACAUUCAAACGUUCCAGAUAGGACUUGUAGCUUAGGCAUGUAAGUGAUUGAGAUGUGACGGCACGUGAUGACAUGUCCGAUGGAUUCAACAUAUUGUUCCGGUAUUUUGCUUCUUCAGGAAGAUUCGGUUAUGUUUUUGUCAAGUUUCGAUUUUAGCUUCCUUAUUUAUGAUGAUUAUCUGUCUUAGCUUAUUGAUUCUUGUUUUGAUAUGUUGAGAAGGUAGAACGGGAUUGUCGGGAAAUGAUUUAUAUUGAGUUUAUGUUGAAAAAAAAUAUAUAUUCCCUUAAAUUCUUAAAUUAUUUAACGCUCGGGAAAUGCAGGGCGUUACAACAGUUUAAAAAAAUCCUUAUAUGGUUUGAAAGAUUUAGAAAAGCGGUAAAAGGAUAUGGUUAUACUCAGAGCUAAGCAGACCACACAAUGUACUUUAAGCACUCUGGUGAUGGAAAGAAAGCUAUUUUAAUUGUCUAUGUGGAUGAUAUAAUAAUAACUGGUGAUGACAGGAGAGAGAUUGAAGAACUUAAGAGGAAACUAGCAUAUGAGUUUGAGACCAAGGACUUGCAAGAUCUAAGUAGGGAAUCUUUGUCAACCAACAUAAGUAUGUCCUAGAUUUACUCAUUGAAAUAGGAAUGCUUAGGUGUAAGAUAGAUGAAACUCCCAUUGAACCUUAUUUGAAGCUAUAACUUGUCGAAGCCAAACAUGUGGUAGAAAGGGAGAAAUAUCAAAGGCUUGUGGGCUAACUCAUCUAUCUGUCCCACACUUGACCUGAUAUAGCAUUUACAGUAAGUGUAGUAAGUCAAUUUUUGUACUCACCUGGUUCACAACAUUUUGAAGCUGUCUACAGAAUUCUAAGGUACCUAACGAGAACUCCUGGAAAAGAUUUGCUCUUCAGAAAACAUGGACAUCUUCACAUAGAGGCUUAUACAGACGCAGACUAAGCAGACAGUAUUAUUAAUAGAAGAUCUACAUCGGGAUACUGCACCUUUGUGGGAGGUAAUCUCAUCACUUUGAGGAGCAAGAAACAAAACGUGGUGGCCAAAAGUAGUGCUGAAGUUGAAUUUCGUUCAGUUGCCCACAGGAUUUGUGAGGUUAUGUGGAUAAAGAGACUUUUAGAGGACUUAAGGGUUUCCACUCCCUUACCAGCUAAGGUUUACUGUGAUAAUAAAACUGUGAUUUUCAUUGCCCAUAAUCCAGUACUCCGUGAUAGGAUAAAGCAUAUAGAAGUGGAUAAGCACUUUAUUAAGGAGAAAAUUGAUAAUGGGGCAAUUUGUGUGCCCUAUAUUCUAACAGUUGAUCAAGUCGCCGAUGUUCUUACAAAGGGGUUACACAAAAAUCAAUUUGAAAAAAUAGUGAGGAAGCUUGCCAUGGAAGAUAUAUUCAAGCUAGCUUGAGGGGGAGUGUAGAAAUGUAAAAAAUGGGGACAAUGGAUCCAUAUUUUAUGGGAUCCCACAAAUUGAGGAAACAUGUAUCCAUGUUUCAUGGGUUACAUGUUUCCAUAUUUUAUGGGUUUUACUUUUCUAUCUUUUGGUGUGUAUAUAAGAUGUUGUAUGUAGAUUAGAUUGUAAGAGAAGAUAUCAUUGUAUUUCAUAUUAUUUUGUUUGGUUAUACUUUGUUCUUUUUUGUACUUGUGUUCGAUACUGCUGCAUUGUUCCAUACAUAUUAUAUUUAAUUGUCCACAACAUUAGCAAGUGUCUUGUGCAUUUUAUAACACGGGAAUUGAUUGAGAACAUAAAGGGAAAUACAAUUAAAAGGGUUGAUGUAGAAAAUCACAUAUUUGGUACGCACAAGUUUGGCUUCUAUGCCCGCAGAUGAUUUUCCACAUAGUGUCUACAUUUGAAUUUGGCAUAUUAUAAUGAUAUAUACACACUUCACAUUAUCUUUUUUGCCAGACAUUUUUAUAGAUAUAUGUGCAUGUAUUUUAUAUCCUCCUUGUCUCCCUAGUAUUAGCUUAGCUCUCACCUAGGAGUGUGUGCAAUUCAUUUUGAGUGGCAUACUUUCUUUGACAUGUAUCAACAUGGAUACUUAUUAGACAUGUCAAGUUACAUGUCUUAAUUUUUUAUUAUUAUUUUUAUUAUUCGACACUUCUUUGACACAUGAUAGACACACAUGUCGAUAGAUUUGACAGGCUAAGGGCAAGACGGAGUUUUUUAAACAUUUUUCAGUUUGAAAUUUUCAGAUACAAGAAAUUUUUAGGUGAAAAAUAAAAAAAAUAAAAUGAAGCCUAAUUACAACUCCAAGAAGAGUGGUUCCUCUUUUUUUUUAUUGUAUGUUAAUGGUGUUUAUAUUGAUUAUUUAAGUUGGAUUAAUGGUAUUCAAAUAUGUCCAUAUGCUACUAUUAUUUUUUUUUUAUUGGUUGAUAACUUGACGACUUCUUGUCAGAUUAGUGGUAUUUUUUUGACAUGUACAUUAAUGUUACUAACAAAAAAUACAAAAAUAUAUUAUUUGCUUGUCAUAUCCAUAACAUUUUAUUCCGUGUCCAUUUCCAUAUCAAUAUCUGCACCAUUGCUUCUCAGGCUUUCACUAACCAUUGAUCUCAAGCAUUUUACUGUGUUCUACAAUAUUCUCUCUAUCUAUCAUCUCCUAACAUCAUUAUUUUCUCAAAAGUUUACCUGUUUAAGUUUUGACAGUCCUAUUAAUGUGUUUUUUGAACAGCCUCUCGG
Diospyros lotus (date-plum) is the source of this 6270-nucleotide messenger RNA. RefSeq lists its product as uncharacterized. Gene Ontology annotation, molecular function: DNA binding. NCBI's taxonomy places the organism in Eukaryota, Viridiplantae, Streptophyta, Magnoliopsida, Ericales, Ebenaceae. The transcript is spliced from 2 exons. The record is from RefSeq and is a predicted model, not a curated record. The coding region runs from base 565 to 1599 and encodes 344 amino acids.